GCACUUCAACAUGAGGAAUGUUGCUGUGUAAAACUGAUACUCGUGAAGGCACCAUAGCUCAUACACACAUGUUCAUGCCAUAGUCUUCCAGCCAGGAAGCAGGAAAUGCGGCUGGAAUCCAGGCUGUACGCAACAUUUUUAUAUAAAAAAUAGGUUAUUAAUUGAGAACAUGUCAUGCUGUAAAGGCAAGUAACAGAGAGACAUGACUAAUAUAAUUAUUGUUUAUAGUUGAUAGUGAAUAACAUUAUGUACCACUUCACAUUUUUGUUUGAUGUGACAUUCUUCAUUUAGCCAGCUAAGAUAACCAAUGGAUUUCCUCACUCUCUUCGCAAUAUAUGUGGUGCUUGUGGUUUCCUGUAUUCUUCUCGUUUGUAAAUGCUCUGGCCAACAGCAAACUCCUUUUGGGAGGAUUUUCAGCUCUCUUACUAAGAUAAUCUCACCCUGGGUUCCGCAAUGGUUUCAGCAAUAUUCCUACAAAACUGUGCACAAGUUGUUCCAUCAGCGGAACAGGCUAUUUGUUUAUCUCCACCUGUUUCUGGAGGGUGUAGUGUAUGCAGAAUUUUCGUACGAAGUUUUCGGUUACUGCAGGGAGAUGAAUACCUCCUUGGCCAGCCUGUGUGUGCCGUAUGUGUUACUGGCUGUGCAGUCCUACUUCUUCUAUCAGUGCUGCAGCAGAGACCCUGGUACAGUGACAAAGGAAAACCAUUUUGCCCAAGUUCAGGUGUACCAGUAUGACAGGAAUCUGUUCCACCCCGGGGUGUCCUGUCCCACGUGUCUUCUGGUGAAACCUGCCAGAUCCAAACACUGCCGUGUGUGCAACAGGUGUGUGCAACGAUUUGACCAUCACUGUGUCUGGAUCAACAACUGUGUUGGAGCUCAGAACAUCAGACACUUCCUGUUGUACCUGGUGUGCUUAUGUGCUAUGGCAAGUGACAUUGCAGUGCUGACUGCCGAUAUGUUGUUGAAUGUUGUACUUGCAUCUGGCCUUCUACAUGCUCACUAUGUUGACCAGCAGGGGGAACAACAGCCAGUGGGGCCAGUUUUCAUUAUACAACACCUUUUCCUGACGUUUCCCAGGAUCAUCUUCAUGCUUGGCUUCCUAGUUUUCUUAUUUAUGGUCCUGGCAGGAUAUGCAAUGUUCCACCUGUACCUGGCACUGGUGAAUCAAACCUCUAACGAGUGGUCCAAAAAUGGUGGGCAUGGCUGUCAACACUGCCAUCCCACAGCAGGGCAACAGUGCUCUGUGGGCCACGUUCAGUCAAGACACUUCUAUAGCCGGGGCUUCCUCAGGAACCUAGGAGAAAUCCUUUGGCCUCUCACUUACAGUGGCAAGAAACACAAAUAGCCAACUCUUAUCACACAAGUGUACCAUACUUUGAUUUUUAAACUUUUUGUACAAUGUAAACAUAUCAUUGGGUUUUUGAUUCCAUGGAAAAUAAACUAUUUCUGCCUUU
Anguilla anguilla (European eel) is the source of this 1454-nucleotide messenger RNA. RefSeq names its product zinc finger DHHC-type palmitoyltransferase 4 (gene zdhhc4). Gene Ontology annotation, molecular function: protein-cysteine S-palmitoyltransferase activity. Lineage: Eukaryota; Metazoa; Chordata; Actinopteri; Anguilliformes; Anguillidae. Gene Ontology annotation, cellular component: Golgi apparatus; endoplasmic reticulum. The coding region runs from base 308 to 1345 and encodes 345 amino acids. The transcript has 7 exons. Gene Ontology annotation, biological process: protein targeting to membrane; peptidyl-L-cysteine S-palmitoylation. The record is from RefSeq and is a predicted model, not a curated record.